AUGACAACCUCUGUGAGUGCUGCCCCAGAGCAGCCAACCCCGACGACGGACAACAUUAGUCGCCCCGUCUCUUUACUGUCUUCGGUUGACAAAAUAAGAUCUUCUUUACCAAGUGACGAUCUGGUGGAUGAGGAAGAGGAACAGUUCUCAUGGACAACAGCCAUCUUUCGUCGAAAGCAGAUUGUCCACCCUGACCCUGAUGCAAUCGCGACUAAACGCGCUGUUUUUGAUGAUCCUGACCUUGCACCGCACUAUUGGCCUAAGAAGGACUACGAGAAUCUCCACAGGUUCGAUCCAGCCGCUCGUUGGACGUACGGGGAGGAAAGGAAGGCCCUGGUCCGCAAGUUGGACUGGAAGAUCAUGCUUAUGGCAGCUGGAGGAUUUUCCGCUUUGAACCUGGACAGGAACAACAUCAGCCAAGCAAACUCGGACUCUUUUUUGCAGGAUCUUGGAUUGACUACAGACGACUUCAACCUCGGAAAUACUGUGUUCAGAACUACCGUCACAGCUUGUCUCGAAGCGAAUUGGCCCGGAUCGUUGGAUCCCAACGCAGAUCUGCCUCUGGAUCAUUUCAGCGCCUUGCAAGGCGGCUAUAUCCCUGACCUGAUAUUAUAUCUAUCUUAUUUUUACACGAAGACGGAACUACCCGUCCGCCUCGCCCUGUUCUGGAUGUCUAUGAAUUUCUGCGCCAUCAUUGCUAGUUUUAUAGCCUAUGGCACGCUUCACAUGGAUGGUGUAGCGGGCGCUGCUGGAUGGAGGGGACUCCUCACUCUUCUUAUAGGAUUUUUAUCUUUUUUCCGUAUGCCUCCAUCGCCAACGCAGACAAAAACAUGGUUCCGGCCAAACGGUUGGUUCACGGAAAGAGAAGAGAUUAUUAUGGUCAACCGAAUACUUCGUGAUGAUCCUACUAAGGGUGAUAUGCACAACCGCGAGGGCCUUACAUUGCGUCGCCUGUGGACAGCAAUGUGUGAUUAUGACCUUUGGCCAAUUUACAUCAUGUACGCCUUUCCCCUGAUCUUUGUAAGAAUUGGACCUCAUGAAACGCAGCGGCCUCAUGUUUGGUAUCCCGAACACUCCCCCAUCAACGUAUCUCACUUUACUACUCAGGGACAUCGGGCUCUCGGAAUGGUCACUAUGUUUCUGAUCACGAUUGUCUCAGAGUUUGUUAACGAGCGUUCUAUUGUGUCGAUGAUGGAGGACCUCUGGACGUUGCCUUUCCUCGUUGCACUGUAUGCGUUGCCCAGCAGCCCUAACCCUUGGAUAUUUUUUGUCGUGGUGACUGGUUUGUUGUCAUAUCCGUUCGUGCAAAUCUACGUGGCCAGCGAUGCUCCCAGAUGUACGAAAGCAUAUUACAUCUGGCGCAACCGACAACGAGCCAGGAUUUGGGAUGCAAUGACAACACAGGAACGUGCACACUAUCUGAGCACGACCAAGGAUGUUGGGAACAGAAGACUUGAUUUCCGUUUUGCGCAUUAA
Messenger RNA from Suillus bovinus, 1476 nucleotides. RefSeq names its product allantoate permease. NCBI's taxonomy places the organism in Eukaryota, Fungi, Basidiomycota, Agaricomycetes, Boletales, Suillaceae. Bases 1 to 1476 code for a protein of 491 amino acids. Gene Ontology annotation, molecular function: transmembrane transporter activity. Gene Ontology annotation, cellular component: membrane. The transcript is spliced from 16 exons. The record is from RefSeq and is a predicted model, not a curated record.